AUGAAGACGCGACAGCGGAGCAGCAGCAUCGUCAAGGUCGAGGAGGUUGGAGCGCGUUCACCGGAUGAGAUCCUCGAUCAGUCAGCGUAUGUUAACUACAACGUAGAAUGGGUCGACCACAAAGCAGGCGCAUGGCUCAUCCACCCGGUGCUCAUCUUGACUGGAAAGAUGCUGCUGGAUACGCUCCCUGGAAUGACACAACAAAUUAGCUGGACGCUCACUAAUCUGCUUUACCUAUCUCUUUCGUACCUCAUGUUCCACUGGGUGACCGGCAUACCGUUUCAAAACGAGAUGCAUGGCGGCGCUUACGACGAGCUAACAUUAUGGGAGCAAAUAGACGAGGGAGCGCAGUAUACUCCGGCCAAGAAAUGGCUUUUCUCUGUUCCGAUCGUUUUAUUCUUGGCCUCAACACAUUACACGCACUACAACCCGUGGCUGUUUGCCAUUAAUUUGACUGCCCUUAUUCUAGUCCUAAUCCCUAAGAUGCCGCAGCUCCAUCGACGCCGCGUACACUUCAUGACGGAAACUCCAGGUACACCCAUUACACCCAGCUACCCUCCAUCUGGAUCGCAGACACCUACCGACUCUAUCCCAAAUCAUGUUCCACCCCCGGCUAUGCUCAGCCAGGCUAUGGCUGGCAAAUUCUCCCCAGGAAAAUAG
Molecule: messenger RNA, 660 nt
Organism: Punctularia strigosozonata HHB-11173 SS5
Lineage: Eukaryota; Fungi; Basidiomycota; Agaricomycetes; Corticiales; Punctulariaceae
Product: Orm1 type endoplasmic reticulum protein
Exons: 5
Coding region: 1-660 (219 amino acids)
Biological process (GO): ceramide metabolic process; negative regulation of ceramide biosynthetic process; intracellular sphingolipid homeostasis
Cellular component (GO): endoplasmic reticulum membrane
Source: RefSeq, a predicted model, not a curated record